CGUGUGCUGGGCUGUGCGCAGCUGUGUCUCUCUCUCUCGCAGCCCGGAUAAACCUAACUUUGUGAAUUCGAUUGCCUCCACUCUGACGCGGAGGAGGACAUGGAGCUCGAACCCUGGGAGCUGUAGCUGGUCCAACCCCUCUCUCUGACGGACAUGAGCUAGCCGGUCUCCGCGGGAACCCCUCACCCCCCCUCACCUCCCCAUCCCCCCACCCCCGAGGUGCGACACAUCUGGAGACGCCCCCCUGCCCCGCCCUGAUUCAUGAGCCAGCAGGAUGCUACAGCGGUCCUCGCGCUCUCUGAACGGCUCCUCGUCGCGUCCCACAAAGGCCAGGCCGACAACGUCGUGCAGCUUAUCAACAAGGGCGCCAAAGUAGCCGUCACCAAGUACGGCCGCACCCCCUUGCACCUGGCCUCCUACAAGGGUCACCUGGAAGUCGUGCGCAUCCUCCUGAAGGCCGGCUGUGACCUGGACAUUCAGGACGAUGGUGACCAGACAGCCCUGCACCGCGCGGCUGUGGUGGGAAACAGUGAUGUCAUCUCAGCACUCAUCCAGGAAGGGUGCGCCCAAGACCGACAGGACAAGGAUGGAAACACUGCGUUGCACGAGGUUGCAUGGCAUGGCUUCAGUCAGUCUGUUAAACUGCUGGUCAAGGCGGGGGCCAACGUCCAUGCUAAGAACAAGGCAGGUAACACCGCCCUGCACCUGGCCUGCCAGAACGGGCACGCUCAGAGCGCCAGGCUGCUGCUGCUGGGAGGAUCCAGGCCGGACAGCAAGAACAGCGUAGGGGACACCUCCCUGCAUGUUGCCGCCCGCUACAACCAUGUGGGCAUGAUCCGGAUCCUCCUGGGGGCCUUCUGCUCUGUGAACGAGCGGAACCAGGCUGGGGAUACUCCACUGCACAUCGCCGCUUCCCUGAAUCACAAAAAAACAGUGCGUCUCCUCCUGGAAGCGGGUACCGACAGCGCCAUCAAGAACAACGCUGGCCAGACUGCGCUGGACCAGGCCAGAGAGUACAACAACCCUGAGGUGGCCCUGCUCCUGGCCAAAGCCCCUCAGGUUCAGAGCUUCACCAGGGGCCGGAGCGUGAGGGAACGGAGAGACCGGUGGAGGGCGGAGGGCCGAGCGCAGUCUGUCCCCAGGGACGAAGUGCUGCCCGGCAAGGAGAGCGUCUCUGCGGCCGAUGACACCCACAGCAGCGACCUCGCGGCCGUCCGCAAGCAGGAGGAGCGCAUGAACGAGGCCCUAGAGAAUGCGGUCAAGACCGGCACCAAGAAGAGCAAGAAGCUGAAGGAAAAGCCCUCGCUGUCAGACCCACUCUCCCAAAGAGAGACCAAGCGCAGCGAUGCGGCUCAGAGGAAGAGGGGUAAACAGCAGAGCUCCGCCCCUCUGGCGCCCCCGCCCCCUCUUCCUCACAGCUACAAGGCCUACCAGCUGUACACCCUGUACCGCGGCAAGGACGGCAAGAUCAUGCAGGCUCCUCUGAAUGGCUGUCGCUGUGAGCCGCUGAUCUGCAAGCUGGAGAACCAGCUGGAGGCCACCAAGGAGGAGAUGCGGUCAGAGAUCCAGACCGUCCAGGAGCGCAUGAACAGCAAACUGGGGCAGCUGGACCGCAAGAGCAAACACCAGAUCAAAGCGCUGGACAAGAUGACUCUGGAGAGGGUGUCGGCGGAGAGGACCGAGUGCGUCCACCGAAUCGACCAGAGAGCCAUGCUGGAGCGUCUGGAGAGGGAGAAGAGACAGGCCUCCGUGGUAACCGACCUGAAAAACUGGUGCCUGUCCAAGAUCCAGAACAUGGAGGCGCGCCUGGCAGGGGAGAGCCGCACCCCCAGGCUGUGCCAGACCCCGUACGGCUCGGAGCAGGCGGCCGGGGCCGACCCAGACUGCAUCGCUGUGCUGCCGCUGGCCCUCCCGGAGGGGGAGGGGGCGGGGCUACCAGAGGGACCCCUCACUGACGCCUCGGGACACCAUUACUUUGUGGUUCAGGUGGACAGCUCUCCAGAUGACAGGCAGCACGUGCCCGAGCUCCCCGCCCCCACACCCAUCAAGUCCCUGCCGCCGUCUCCGCUCGUGGUGCGUCCCAAAGAGCGGGCGCUGCCCUCUGCUGACCUCCGCAGGCUGGAGGUGGAACUGCAGGACAUGGACCUGCUGGGAGCCAGGCAGGGUCGGAGUGGGGCGGGAAGCCGGGCCAGCAGCCUGUCCCCGGCCACUGAGCGCCGCUGCAGCAGGCUGGACCGGGACCGGGACCGUGAAUGGGACCGGGACCGUGAACGGGACCGGGAGCGGGAGCGCGAGAGGGGCCGCGACAGGGACAGGCACAAAAAGCACUCCCAGGGCAGGACUAAGGGGCGGGGGAAUGGGGCGCUGGAGCACGCCCGCACCCUGGAGGUGUUCAGCGACAGGGGCACGGCGGAGCCCUCCUUCGCGGCGGAGCGGGACCACAUGCACGCGCUGGAGGUGACACAGUACUUCUUCGAGGCCGUGUCCACCCAGAUGGAGCGCUGGUACGAGAGGAAGAUCCAGGAGGCCCGCUGGCAGGCGGACCAACAGGCCCAACAGGACCGGGCCGCCCUGCUGGAGCGAAUCGGCUGCCUGGAGGAGGAGCUGCGGCAGCUGAGGGCCAAUGGGGAUGGCUAGAGCGAGGGUGUGGUCACAGCCAGGGACCGCCUGCCACUGCCCUCUCUGCUGAACAGGAAGUACUCACUGUGUACAGGUUCUCUGGGAGUACGGUAAAGCCCAGGUCAAACGGGCAGCCGCUGUUUACAAUCCCGUUACAAUGCGGUCGUGACCAAUCACCCCGGUCAGAAAGUAUGUCUUCUGUGUGUGUCACAUAUCUGCAGCCAUCAUUGGGAAAAUAUGCACGCGUGGUCAAGCCGUGUGACAGAACAGUCGAAGAUGGUUACCUUCGACAUCCAAUGCUCCAUAGAGCAUUAAAACUAACACUUUCACAAAUAGUUCAAGCAAAACAAGACCAUGGGAAAACUAUCUGACACAAGCCCACUCAAGAACAUGCCAAAAUGAAACAGUAUUUUUAUUCGGUGUUAUGUCCUACUUCAGAUGACUCCCUGAUAGCUUUCACAUGCGGCUUCACCUCAACCACUCUUCUAUAAGCUGUAACCUCACUCAUUUCAAGUCUCUAUCACAAGCUGUACAGUGGGUUUCAGCGGAUGAAAAUCUUCAUUGUGGACCAGAGAUAAAACACGAUCUGUAUCAGUCUUAAAAGCAUGACUAAUGUCAAGACGGGACACACCACAAAUCUGCCAUUCCCACACUUCCAGCUGCAGUUCAUGGACAACGGCAGUGUGUUUUGUAUCAUUUGGCACCUUAAGUAUUUUUACUAAAUGUUUCUCAACUUCAGGUUUACUUAAGAUUUGUAUCUAUACCUCCAGUUGUUGAAGUAAAUAAUUCACUGUGCAUAUCGCAAAACUGUUUUUUGCUUUGAGAUUCCAAGAUAAAUUUGUUAAACUGAAGGAAACUCAAGCUUUUAUAAUAUGAAAAAACCUGAAUUGGCCACUGCUCCGUGUAAAUACUUGUUUUUGUUGUUUUUGUGCAACAAAACAAACCUUGAAAGAUGUGUAAAUGCCACUGUGUAUUAAUGAAUACAAUGCAU
Messenger RNA from Megalops cyprinoides (Indo-Pacific tarpon), 3610 nucleotides. It is a transcript of the gene ankrd6b, whose product is annotated as ankyrin repeat domain 6b. NCBI's taxonomy places the organism in Eukaryota, Metazoa, Chordata, Actinopteri, Elopiformes, Megalopidae. Gene Ontology annotation, molecular function: protein binding. Bases 262 to 2637 code for a protein of 791 amino acids. The transcript is spliced from 16 exons. The record is from RefSeq and is a predicted model, not a curated record.